Messenger RNA from Coffea arabica (coffee), 1277 nucleotides. The record is from RefSeq and is a predicted model, not a curated record. NCBI's taxonomy places the organism in Eukaryota, Viridiplantae, Streptophyta, Magnoliopsida, Gentianales, Rubiaceae.
CUUAUUUGAGAUCAAGGGAGAUAGUUUUAAAAGGAUGGAAGAAGGCGUGGCCUUUGAAGGGUAUUCAUAAUUCAUAAUCCUAAGCAUAUAAUCAACCCAUUGUCUUGUACACGCCUUUAUGCCUUUUUAAGUUGCUUACCCUGAGAAGGCGUGAAAAGAAAAUGCUCUAAAUAUGCCUGUUUAUGAAAUCGUGAGUCAUCUUUCCACUUUCAAAUUUCGGUAGACCGGAAAAGACACAGGAUCCAUAGGCUUUCCUGGGCGGUGGCCACCUGGCAAAACUUCACCGUUCUCCUUCCCAUUAGAUAGUAACGUUGGUGGUGUUGUCUUGUGGCGGAGUUGUCUUGAGUCAGCUGGUCAGACUAAGUACAACGUUGGAAGCGGCAAAAACACACACAAGUUCAUAUUCACUAGCACACAGAGAAAGACAACCAGGCUUCUUGCUGGGCUUCAUCGAGAAUGGCCAGAGAAAUUGCGGGGUAUUACUAUGAUGAGGAGAAGAAAAGGUUCUUCCUACGCGUGGUCCAAUUCCUGGGUCUUCUCGAAAGCGGAAAUCAGAGUCUUCUUCUUCUGCUGACAAAUCUCAAAAACCAGCCUCAGAAUCGGACCAGGCUAGAAGGACACAGAGUUGGAUGAAAAGUAGGAGUAAGAUACUUCAGUUCAGGGAGCUGUGCGGCAACAUAAUCCCUUCCAGAAAAGGGAAAUUUAAUUUUCAAACUACAUGCCAAAAUAAACAAGCAUCACAACCUCUGAUAUGGAAGUAUGGUCAGACCCAAAAGAAGGUUGACAACGUGGUGCAACAGAUGAAUAUUGAUAUUGACACGCCAGCUGGCACAUUGGAAACUGAUAUAUUAUUGGCUGGUGGUCUAAACGGUACAUUGAGUCUUUUCCUAGUUGGAAAUGUUGAACAAGAAUUUAAUUAUGAGAUCGAAUGUUCUCCGGAGCCAGUAUGGCCUGUCAACAAGGUGCAGCAAACCGAAUGCAUAGCACCGCAUAAUUUAUGCAUGCCUGUUCACGCUUCAAUCUUUAUGGGUUCUGACAUAACUUGCAUCAAGAUGUUGCGGAUGCCUGUUGACGGGGCUUUGACAAGGAAUGUUUUAAUAACUACUAUGGGUUCUGGAGCAUCUCGUGGAGUGGCAUACAUUAUGGAUGUGACUGCACCAUUAGGAUAUUACUCAAGCACUUCAGAAUCUCUUCGUCGGCUUGCUUCUUUUGAAAGUACAAUUUGGGAUGCAGAUUGCAGCUAUAAUGGGGAUAAAGUAGCGAUUGGUAAUUUCUAA